AUGCAACCUCUCCGAUGGCUAGGCAUCUUGCCCGGUGCUUGGGGCGUUCGGGGGGAGACUAUUUCCAAAGAUGAGCUUUGUGUGACUGCGAUCUUUUCAGCAUACAAUUAUAUCUCUUUUAAGGGAGACCCCGAGAAGGGAAUGUGGGAGACGCGCUGUCGGAACCCAUUCAAAGUUGCAUCUAUCUAUGCAUCAUCGGAGAUUUAUUGUCACGACGAGGAGCGUCGUACUGGACUAACACAGUUGGCGAAACUAUGUCAGGAGGUGGGCCAUAGCGAAUUACUGUCAAGAGCUGCUGUUGCAGAGCAUCUUACCGAGGAGAGCAUCCGCAACAUGAGAAUUGUGGAUUAUUUGGAGCUCUCACGGGUGAACUACCAGAAUACUCCCGUUCUUCUUUCUGCAUCAUAUUUCAAUCGCAUGUUCGAUACAAUUGACUCUUGGCAAUUCGAGACAUGGUCACAUCACGCCUUUAGAUAUUUCCAAAUAAGCUACGUUGGGUACGCCUAUUGGGCAGGAAUUUUAUCACUGGGAGUCCUCUAUCGCCUAUAUGGUUGGAUGCUUCUUGGUCGACAGCAACACAUCGAGUCUGGCCUGGAGUCCACCAUAUAUCGCUCAAUCUGGCGUCGACUGUCAUUUUUGGAAUGCGUUGUUCAUUGGAUUUUAACACAUCUGAUUAUCCUGUCCCCGCUUGCUGGUCAAGGGCGGCGUUUAAUUGGUUGUACAUUCCCAUCGCGAGCAGAUGCACUUGCAGUGGGAGGCUUUUGGAUACUAAGUAUUAUCCUAAGUGUGGUUGGUUACCGAACUUUUCAGGGCAAUAUCUACUGGCCCGACGUCACUAGUCAGAUUCUACGCUAUUCAGCUGAUCGGACCGGAAUCAUGUCAUUCGCGAACUUCCUUCUAUUAAUUGUAUUCGCCGGACGCAAUAACAUAUUAAUCUGGGCCACUGGGUGGAGUUUUGCGACCUUUAACGUCUUUCAUCGUCAUGUGGCACGGAUCGCAACGUUUCAAGCAGUGGCCCAUUCAGUCCUAUAUUUCGUGAUAUAUAUUCGAGUCAACAAAUUAUGGAAGGAAAUCACCAAAGUUUAUAUCCUCUGGGGGGUUUUGACAUUUAUCCUGAUGAUUUUGGUUUUAAUCACUUCAUUGGAUCGUAUGCGUGCCGCGUCCUACGAGCUUUUUAUGGUAGCUCACAUUCUUUUGUCUGUGAUCACUCUCGUUGGCUGUUUCUACCAUACCAUUGUCUUUGAAGGGCACGAGUAUUGGGAGUAUCUGUGGCCAUCCGUGAUAAUUUGGGCAACCGAUCGCUGUCUGAGGAUCGUUCGGCUAGUUUAUUGUAACGUCCACGUUAGGCUGUCUAAGGGCAAGUUCAUAAAUGUCACAGAGUCUCGCAUGACAUACGACGAAGUAGCCGAUGUCAUUCGGUUGGAGGUCACCCCAGGAAUGCCAGGUUUACAGGCUAGGCCGGGAGACUACUACUUCUUGUAUCAGCCAUUCCGCUUCACCGGCUGGGAGAACCAUCCGUUUACUGUUGGAGCUUGGAGCUACGAAUCGGAUCCGCGUGGAGCGCCACUGGAAAUCGUUGGCAAACCUUGGGACUCUAUCGAUAAUUCUCAGCUUCCACUUCUAUCUGAGACCAUUUUUAGUCAUCGAAGCUUGGGCGGAAGGAAAAUGCCAUUUCAACAAUCUCUGAUCCCAAAGCUGACCUUCUGGAUUCGUCCCUACAAUGGCUGGACGCAACAGCUUCGCAAGCAAUGUUUGCGUGUGUCGAACCAACCUGUUCACACCACUAUGCUUCUCGAAGGCCCGUAUGGACACAACGUCCCUCUCUGGAGAUACGAAUCAGUGUUGAUCAUCGUGGGAGGGACUGGCAUUGCCGCCGCGGUGCCAUAUCUUCAUGAUCAUCUCCAAAGGUCUACCAAUCACUGGUCAGACACAUCGGAAGAAAAGUUACAAACCCGAGAGAUCGAAUUAGUCUGGACUACACGACAGCCAGCUUUCCUUCGUGACCUUGCCGAUCGUGAACUCAAACAGAUGCUUGACCGGGAAGACUUUCGUGCCUCUUUCUAUGCCACGGGAUCCUCGGAUAGAUUUCGCGAGGAUUGGAAUGCUGUUGGAUAUACAGUCCAGAUGGGUCGACCAAAUCUUCAGUCGAUAAUUCUGAGCCAUUCCUGUGAUACCUCUGCGGCUGGGAUGAAGUUAGCCAUUUUGGUUUGUGGACCAACUGGGAUGGCCGACGAGGCGCGUGCGGCAAUACACCUGGCAAGGCAACAAGGUUACCAGAACAUUGAGUAUGUAGAAGAGUCAUUUACCUGGUGA
This is a messenger RNA of Penicillium daleae, 2313 nucleotides long. Its product is annotated as ferric reductase family protein. Gene Ontology annotation, biological process: iron ion transport; copper ion import; intracellular iron ion homeostasis. Lineage: Eukaryota; Fungi; Ascomycota; Eurotiomycetes; Eurotiales; Aspergillaceae. The coding region runs from base 1 to 2313 and encodes 770 amino acids. Gene Ontology annotation, cellular component: plasma membrane. Gene Ontology annotation, molecular function: ferric-chelate reductase activity. The transcript has 7 exons. The record is from RefSeq and is a predicted model, not a curated record.